Brassica rapa (field mustard) is the source of this 5167-nucleotide messenger RNA. RefSeq names its product AT-hook motif nuclear-localized protein 1. NCBI's taxonomy places the organism in Eukaryota, Viridiplantae, Streptophyta, Magnoliopsida, Brassicales, Brassicaceae. The record is from RefSeq and is a predicted model, not a curated record. Gene Ontology annotation, molecular function: minor groove of adenine-thymine-rich DNA binding.
GUAAGUCAUUGAUGCGCUUGGCAUUACUCGAACCCCAGACCCCAACCUUUAACAACAUUCCAAUAAGAUGAGUUGUCACCAAUUGAUCUAACCUACAUGGGGAAGUCAAUGAGGACUGACAUGUGAGGGGUUAAGGGUCGGUGCCCUGCAGGGCUGUGAGCAGGGUUCCGAGUAAGCGGGAUGGGUUGUAACAUAAAAAGUCGACUUUUAUUUUAACAAUCUGCCCGGUGGGAACUACCUGUCCCGUGAACCCCAGGCUGGCCAUGCAGGACAUCGACCCCAACCCCUCAAUUAUGAGCCCUCACUGACUCCCCCAUGUAGGUUAGAUCAAUUGGUGACAACUCAUCCUAUUGGAGUGUUCUUAAAGGGAGAGGUCUUGGGUUCGAGUAACGCCAAGCGCAUCAAAUAACCUACAUGGGAGAGUCAGUGAGGACUCACAUGUGAGAGGUUAGGGUCGGUGCCCUGCAGGGCUGUGAACCGGGUUCCGAGUGAGCGGGAUGAAUUGUCACAACCAUAAACCGGGAUGUUACAAUUCACCUUCUCUCAAAGAACGCAACGCCUUCGUUGCACCCCAAGAUCGUUAUCCAUGUUAGUGUGGUUUCUCAUUGAUUCCAAAUUUGUUUGGGUUCGAUUCUGAUACCAAUUAUAACGCCUCGGCCGCCUACAGUUAAUGGGUCACCUACGCCCGCUCACUCGGCCUUUGGCCCAUCCCAUCCGAUUGGUGGUACGUUAAUUCUUGAGAAGCUCAUUCUUCUUGUUUACUGACCCUGAAAUCACUACAUGACAUUUCCUUAUGAUUUGGCAUCGUGAAUCACUUCCGAUAGGUCAUCCAUCAUUAUACUACUCCAGCUCAACCAUGAUUAAUUCCGGAAUUCUAAACGAAUGUGUGACGGAAAAGUUAAGUACACUUUGAUGAUAUAGAUAACCAAAUCAAUUCUCUUAAUCAUUUUCUAUAUACCACGGACAGGAUGUUACAGUAACAUUUUUGUUGUGUAAUGUUUGGGUAGAUGUAAAUGUGAUAGUUUUUGAUUAUCUGUUUUUAUAAAACCUUGAUAUUAUUUGGUUCAGUACUUGUAUUAUUCAGUGAAAACAAAAUUUUGUAAUCGCGGAUAAACCGUAAAUCACCUUUGCUGGUUGCUGAAUUUAAAUUCACAUGAGCAAAUGAAACUGGAAAAUGAAAAGUAAUAAAAUAGGUGAUGUGUAACUUUUUUUUUCGAUGCGUAACUCUUGUAAUUGGAAUUGAUAACCAGUUGUAUAUUUUUAUAAAGCACGCCGAGAAGUUUAUUAUUUUUGUAUAAAAGCUUUAGAUGAUGAGCAUUGCAAAUAUUGUCAAUAUGCCAUCAUACGUUUUUUAAUUACAAUGCGUAAAAUAAUUUAACACUAUGUAUUCCUUGUAGCCAUUUCACCAGAAAUGAAAAAUGCGAUAUCAACAGCAGCACCAAAUGAAUCAAUGAUAAUGAUAUUUCCUUUUUUUUUGUGGUAUGAAUAAUAAAUACCAUUCACACGGAUAGAAUAAUAAUGGUUUAUUCAAUAAUAACUCGAACCAAAAGAUGUGUAGAAAAUUUUCCUGACAAACUUAUAGAAAAUAGAGAGUAGCACGUUACAUUUUUUUAUCUGCAUGACUCCCCCCACCCUAGGUGAAUUAAAUUUUGAAAGUAUCAAAUUCCUUGCUUCCAUCAAAGUUUUCAACACUUGGGUUUAUAAGUUUAGUAAAAACAUAGAUACGAUACGAAAAGUUGCUUAGCUGAAGCUUACUUUUUUUUGAUCAAUUCAAACUCUAUGGGUUUCCAAUCAAGUGGUGUUAAUAAGCAUAAAAUAAUAGGUAAUCGCUAUUAAUAUAUUUACCUUUUUAAUAUUUUAUACAUACUUAUCUUUCCUGUGAGCUGUAUAAGGGAAAUUGUUAGUUCAGAAUUCCAACCACAAUUAUUAAUGAAGAAGAAAAUCACAUAUAAAAAGUAAUGUGAAAUCAUUAUAUUAAUUCAAAGGUAAAUAAAAUAAAGUCGGAGCGAAAAUGCACAUCGAGGACAUCGCUAUUAUUUUUAUUGGCAGAAACCAUUUAUUAAGGCAAAAAAAUAUACAUAUAUAUAUAUAUAUACGGUGAUUAAAAUGGUUCGUUCUUAUCUAUACGCCAUGACGCUUUGUUUAAUUACUCUUAUUUUCUGAAUUAGAUGUGCAUUUCUAUUGGUAAGACUUAAUGCUUCUUCGUGGUCCCAACAAAAUUAAGUUUAAAAUAUUUCUACAAUUCAUGAUUGAUUCAUAUUUCUAAUUUAACUUGUUGUAAUUUCACCAAAACUUUAAUACAGAAUGAUAGGAAAUUAAUUUUGUAUUUAGUUUUUUGGUUAAUUUUAAAUUAAGAAAAUAUUAUGUCUCAUAUACAUUUUUAAAAAAUGUAAACCUAGAACACAAACCACAAAUCAUAUAAAAAAUAAUAAUCUUGAUAACAACUAAAGUAUAUCUGGGCUGACUUUAAUAUUUACAUAUAUAUAUAUAUAGUUUUAUGACGCUUGAUACGUUUAUGCUGGCCCCAUGUAAUUGUCAUUCUUGCCUUUAGCUUUCUUAAAAUUUUUUUUUUGUUAAAAAAUCUUUCUUUAAUUGUUAGCGUUAGUUAAAAUGAAAUAAUUUCCUGUAUUAUUUAUUUAUUCAUUAUUUUAGCAGCCUAGUUUUACUUCUCCUUUACUCCAACCCCGAUUAUUAUUAAUUAAGGAAAUUUUAUUUUCAAUUGGAAAAAUUAUUAUUUAGAAAUAAAAUAGAUAACUGACGGCAAGAAAAAUUGUAGGCACGCCAUGUUCGCCUUUUACAAAAUGUUUCUUUAUUUAAAAUAAAUGAAUUUUGUAUACUACGUUAUUUUUGUCCACUAUACUGUUUAUUAGUUUACUAACUUUUCUAUUUAUUAAUCCCCUCCCGUCGGAUCCAGCUACAAACACGAAUAUCUAUAUAUUCCAAAAAAAGUUAAUAUAACACAUAUAACACGCAAUUCUACAUUUCAUUAUCACCAUUAUUUUAUUUAUUCAAGAUUAAAAUAAAAUGGGAAGACAUGGAAAAAGUUACAGUGUAAAUUAGCUGAAACACACCUUACAAUAUAAAUGAAAAAUUGAAAACCCAUUAGAAAAAAAAAGAGAAAACAGUAUUAUUUUAUUUCGAUAUUUCCAAAAUCAAAAACACACAAUUUAUAUAUAUAUUUUUGGUCAAUUAUCUCAAAUAGUCAUUUUAAGUUUUUUAUCAUAAAAUAGCCUUAAAAAAUGGUUAAAAUAGUUUUUUUAUUUUGAAAAUUUUAAUAUUUUUUUUAAAACAAUUUUGAAGCCCUAACUCCAAAAUCUCACUUUUUAACUCUAAAUUUUAAGUCUAGAAUAGUUAAUCCUAAAAUAAAAAAAAUAUUUUUUUAUAAAACUUAUUUUGGUGUUUUUCUUCAAUGAGUAUUAUUUUUGUGACAAAAACUUAAAAAAAUGGUUAUUCUGGAGAAGUUUUCUAUAUUUUUCUCAUGUAAAUCACAAAGCAUAAAUAAAUCUAUUUUCCCCAGCUUCCUCUCAAAUUUUUAACUAAUUUUCAAGGUGUGUUCUGUUCUUUGCCAUAUAUUUCUUCCCUUAAAACAUAUCUCCUUAAUAUUUACAUUUUCAGUAUGAUUUUUUUGUUUUAGAUCUUAAUUAUAUUUCUUUGUUAAUUAAAUUUCUUUCUGUUCUUAAUCUCGUGUUUGAGUAUCUUUAAUCAAACCCCGAAAUUUAAAUGAAUUAAUGAAAAACAGAAUAAAAAGGAAAAGCUAAUGGUUUUAGAGAUGGAGUCUACCGGCGAAGUUAGAUCAACGGCCGGUAACGGCGGCGGUAUCACGGUUGUGGGAUCCGACUCGCCGUCAGAUUUUCACAUAGCUGCGAGAUCAGAAAGCUCAAAUCCAUCACCUAAAUGCGUCGCUCCUCCACUACCACAGUCCCAUCACACGAACCAGCUCGCCAUAGUAGCUCCGCCGCCGCAAAUUUCUAUGGCGGCGACGACGAUGAUGGAAGGUAUCUCCGGCGUACCGAUGAAGAAGAAACGUGGACGACCUAGGAAGUACGGUCCAGAGGGAGCAGUUGUGGCGUUAUCUCCUAAGCCAAUCUCAUCGGCGCCGGCACCCUCGCAUCCUCUUCCGGCGAGUUCACACGUCAUCGAUUUCUCCGCCUCUGAAAAACGCAGCAAAAUGAAACCAACAAACUCUUUUAACAGAACAAAGUUUCAUCACCAAGUCGAGAAUUUGGGUGAAUGGGUUCCUUGCUCCGUCGGUGGUAAUUUCACACCACAUGUAAUUGCGGUCAACGCCGGUGAGGAUGUAACGAUGAAGAUAAUAUCGUUUUCUCAACAAGGACCGCGUGCCAUUUGUGUUCUAUCAGCAAACGGUGUCAUUUCAAGUGUAACACUUCGUCAGCAUGAUUCAUCCGGCGGUACAUUAACAUACGAAGGUCGCUUUGAGAUAUUAUCAUUGUCCGGUUCAUUCAUGCCUAAUGACAUAGGCGGAACUCGGAGUAGAACAGGAGGAAUGAGCAUUUCUUUAGCAAGUCCUGACGGGCGCGUAGUAGGCGGUGGUGUUGCCGGUUUACUAGUAGCCGCAAGUCCGGUUCAGGUGGUUGUAGGAAGUUUCAUAGCAGGAAAAGAUCAGGAAGAUCAUUAACCGAAAAAGAACAGACAUGAUUUCAUGUUGUCGAGCCCAACCGCGUCGAUUCCCAUCUCUAGUACAGCUGAUGACCAGACAAUAUAUUCGGUCUCGUCUCUUCCGAUCAGUGUCGUGAGAACGUUUUCAGGGGCCUAAGGCAAUUUUUUUCUUUUGACAAUAUUUGAGGCAGUUUUUUUCUCAAAUGAUAUUUUCAUUUAAGAUUUUGGUCUGUUCACAUAAAACUAAAAUAGUAGAUAUAGUGACUAUGUUUAUAAUUGAAAUCUAAAAAGAGAAUCCAAACUAAAUUCUAGAAAAAAAAAGAUAUAUACAAUCAACCUUUUUUUUGUGAUCCAAGAAACAAGUCUUCUGAUAUUAACGUCAAUUUAACUUGAAAAAUCUAAUCAUCCUCUGUAUUUUUUUGUUCCUUACUAAGUUCAUUUCGGAUUUUCAACAUUAGCCAUUAUAAGUGUUCUACUAAACUGGUAGUUUUAAGGGUUUAAAAGUCGUAUAAGCUGGUUCCAUUGUUGUUGCAUGAUCUAGCUUUAUUUC